GGCUUCAAAACACGAACCGCGCCUUCCUAUUGGCCAUUCUGAACAGCGCACGUAAGCGUCGGGGUUGGGGCGUUGACCAUCAACUAACAGCGAUGUGGAGCUCUCGCGAGAGUUGGCAUGAAGCUGGCACCGCCAUGUUGAAGUAGGGAGAGGCCACAUCCAGUUUAUGUCGUUCUUCGUUUUUAUUUAUAUGUUUUGUAACAAGCGAAAAGAGACGCGAAGGCUUUAGUGUGGAAACCGUAAUAGCCUUUUAACGGGGUUUUCGAGCUCUUGAAAAAUUACAGCGGUGGCGCAGAGGCGACAAGAGGAUGGUGCAGUCCUGCUCUGCCUACCGUUGUCGGAAUCGUUAUGACAAAGAGAAGCCCAUCUCCUUCCAUAAAUUUCCUCUCACAAGACCUGACCUCUGCAAGAAAUGGGAAGCUGCUGUUAGAAGAAAAAAUUUCAAGCCAACAAAAUAUAGCAGCAUUUGUUCAGAACACUUUACUCCAGAUUGCUUCAAAAGGGAAUGCAAUAAUAAGCUACUGAAAGACAAUGCUGUGCCAACAAUAUUUUGCCACACUGAACCAAAUGUGAAGGCUGAAGGCACUCAGGAACCAGCUGAAGAACCAUCUCCCCCUUCUCCUUCACCUCCCCCACCCCUACAGACAGAUCUAAGACUAGUAGAUCCCAGCAUUGGAUUGUUAAUGCCUCCACUUCACACCCCCAAUAAUAUUGCUGUUUUUUGUGAUCACAACUAUACUGUAGAAGAUACAGUACACCAGAGAAAAAGAAUUCAGCAGCUGGAAGAACAGGUGGACAAACUGAGGAAGAAACUUAAGACUGCGCAGCAGCGAUGUAGGCGUCAGGAGAAACAGAUUGAAAAACUGCGUGAGCUUGUUCAGUUUAAGAAGGAGAAAGACGUGCUAUCAGGCAAUGGAGGUUAUGUGAUUCUGCCCAAUGACUACUUUGAAAUUGUAGAAGUACCUGCCUAAGAAGGUUGACUACUUACGGGGCACUGCCAAGUUUAGCCUCAUCAAACUAACCCAGAAGUUGAGUUUUAAAAUGCAAUGCUUUUUAGUUCUGUGUAUAUUAAACUUCACCCCUCAAAAACAAUUAAAAAAUUGCUAUAUAAUAA
This is a messenger RNA of Heteronotia binoei (common prickly gecko), 1114 nucleotides long. It is a transcript of the gene THAP1, whose product is annotated as THAP domain containing 1. The coding region runs from base 309 to 971 and encodes 220 amino acids. Lineage: Eukaryota; Metazoa; Chordata; Lepidosauria; Squamata; Gekkonidae. The record is from RefSeq and is a predicted model, not a curated record. The transcript is spliced from 3 exons. Gene Ontology annotation, molecular function: sequence-specific DNA binding.